AUGUGGAGUGCUCGUGAGCAGAUCCGCCCCGCUCGGCUUCUCGAGCUGGAAUCAAAUGAUGAGUCAACCGCUGCAGCACAGAUCAUCGAAUUAGAGAGGACAAAACUCGUUGGGAACGCGGCGACGGCGCUGGCCCUGCUGCGCUGCGGCCGCCUGCGCCGCCACGCCACCACGGCCUUCGUGCUGGGGCUGUGCGCCUCCGACCUCCUCUUCUGCGCCGUCAACCUGCCGCUCACCGCCGCGCGCUACGCCCAGCGCGCCUGGCGCCUGGGCGACGCGCUCUGCAGCCUCUUCGCCUUCUUCUUCUACGGCAACGUGGCCGCGUCGCUGCUCAGCAUGGUCGCCAUCACGCUCACCAGGCUGGUGCUGGUGGCGUGCCGCGCGCAGUACGAGCGCGUGUUCCGAGCGCCGCGCGCCGCGCUGCUGGCCGCCGCCGCGUGGCUGCUGGGCUUCGCGCCCAUGCUGCUGCCGCUGGCGGGCGUGUGGGGGCGGCUGGGCCUGCACGCGCGCACCUUCUCCUGCACCGUGCUGCCGCGGGCGGGCGGCGGGCCGUCGCCCAAGAAACUGCUGUUCGUCGUCGCCUUCCUGCUGCCGUGCGCCGUCAUCGUGGCCUCCUACUCCUGCAUCUACUGGCGCGUGCGCAGCAGCCGACGCGCGCUCCGGGCGCACAGGGCCCCCAGUGUCCCCGCCUCCACGAACGGCUGCGCGCCUCGCCCCGUGACCGGCUCCGCGCCCGCGCCCGCGUCCGCGCCCGCCGCCGCCGCCACCCCCGCGCAGCUGCAGCAGCGCCGCGAGGACAGCCGCCUCACUCGCCUCAUGCUCUCCAUCUUCUGCUGCUUCCUGCUCUGCUUCCUGCCGCUCAUGCUGGUCAACGUGGCCGACGACGAGGUACGUGGCAAGGCCGCUCAGCCGCACAAUAUCGCUUUAUGCCCACGAACAUGUGCUGAACAAUUAGGGAAAGCAUGCCAACUG
Gryllus bimaculatus (two-spotted cricket) is the source of this 972-nucleotide messenger RNA. The record is from the annotation of a GenBank genome assembly. NCBI's taxonomy places the organism in Eukaryota, Metazoa, Arthropoda, Insecta, Orthoptera, Gryllidae.